Messenger RNA from Saimiri boliviensis boliviensis (Bolivian squirrel monkey), 7706 nucleotides. It is a transcript of the gene PIK3C2B, whose product is annotated as phosphatidylinositol-4-phosphate 3-kinase catalytic subunit type 2 beta. The record is from RefSeq and is a predicted model, not a curated record. Gene Ontology annotation, cellular component: phosphatidylinositol 3-kinase complex; plasma membrane; cytoplasm. NCBI's taxonomy places the organism in Eukaryota, Metazoa, Chordata, Mammalia, Primates, Cebidae. Gene Ontology annotation, molecular function: 1-phosphatidylinositol-3-kinase activity; phosphatidylinositol binding; 1-phosphatidylinositol-4-phosphate 3-kinase activity. Gene Ontology annotation, biological process: phosphatidylinositol-mediated signaling; phosphatidylinositol-3-phosphate biosynthetic process; phosphatidylinositol 3-kinase/protein kinase B signal transduction.
GCGGCCCGGGUUCCAGCAGCCGCCCCGCCCUCCGGCUCGCGGCGGAUUCGGCGCUGCGGCUGGAGCCGGCGGCCGGGCGGCUGCCUGUCCGGGCUGGGUCUGGCCGAGCCUCGCGUCGCCGUGCAGUGCGCCGGGUGUCCGGGAGAUGGCUUCCCCUCUCUCGCCCGCUGCUCCCGCUAUUGUCUCACCCGGGGUGGCCUGACUCUGCGAGCUCGCGCACGCUCUCGGCGGAGAGCACCCCUCCCCGCCCCCCAAACUGGUCCUUGCACCCUUGGCUACCUCUCCCUCUCCCCGUUGGACCCCAGGGCCGGCGCGGAGCCUGGAGAGGGGAGCGGCCCGGGAGCGGGCGGCGUGCGGCCGGCCAGCUCCCCUCGCGCUGGUGCAAGAGGCGCUUGGAGCCGCAGAGCGAGCCCGGGAGGCGCGGAGCGAGCAGCCCACGUCGCCGGGCACAAGACACGUCGGGUGUUGCAGCAGAGCCCGCAGCUAGCGCAGGUGCCCAGACACCAUGUCACAACCCUCCAGAACUGAGGUUGGCAGGAAGUAGAGGCUUCUUUGGCUCCUGUGUUCCCCAUCCUCACCAUGUCUUCGACUCAGGGCAAUGGGGAGCACUGGAAGUCCCUGGAGUCUGUGGGCAUCAGCCGCAAAGAGCUGGCGAUGGCCGAAGCCCUGCAGAUGGAGUAUGAUGCCCUGUCCCGGCUCCGGCAGGACAAGGAGGAGAGCAGAGCCAAGCAGAACGCAGACCCCUCUCUCAUCAGCUGGGAUGAGCCUGGGGUAGACUUCUACAGCAAGCCAGCAGGAAGGCGGACCGACCUCAAGCUGUUACGCGGUCUCUCUGGCUCUGAUCCUACCCUCAACUACAACUCACUCUCCCCACAGGAAGGGCCGCCCAACCACUCUACCUCCCAAGGGCCCCAGCCUGGCCCAGAUCCCUGGCCCAAAGGCUCCCUGUCUGGAGACUAUCUCUACAUUUUUGAUGGUUCAGAUGGGGGAGUCUCUUUGUCCCCAGGUCCAGGAGACAUAGAGGGCUCUUGCAAGAAACUAUCCCCACCUCCUCUGCCUCCCCGAACCUCUAUCUGGGAUACCCCUCCCCUACCUCCCAGAAAGGGGUCCCCGUCAUCCUCUAAGAUCUCCCAGCCCAAUGACAUCAACACUUUCUCUUUGGUCGAACAAUUGCCAGGAAAACUGCUAGGGAACCAGAUCCUGGAAGAGGAAGAGGUGCCAGGAGGUAGGGGUCAGGGCCGCCUGCUGGGGUCUGUGGACUAUGAUGGCAUCAACGAUGCAAUUACAAGGCUCAACUUGAAGUCAACCUAUGACGCGGAGAUGUUGCGGGAUGCCACCAGGGGCUGGAAGGAGGGCCGAGGGACCCUGGACUUCAGCAAAGACACCUCUGGAAAACCCGUGGCCCGGAGCAAGACUAUGCCCCCUCAGGUGCCCCCCCGCACCUAUGCCUCCCGCUAUGCCAACCGAAAGAAUGCGACACCUGGCAAGAACCGCCGGAUUUCUGCAGCUCCGGUGGGCUCCCGGUCCCACACCGUUGCCAAUGGCCAUGAGUUGUUUGAGGUCUCAGAAGAGAGAGAUGAAGAGGUUGCUGCAUUUUGCCACAUGCUGGAUAUCCUUCGAUCUGGCUCUGACAUCCAGGACUACUCCCUCACUGGCUAUGUUUGGAGUGCUGUCACCCCUAGUCCAGAGCACCUGGGGGAUGAGGUCAACCUGAAGGUGACGGUGUUGUGUGACAGCCUUCGAGAAGCACUCACUUUUACCUGCAACUGUUCCUCCACUGUAGACUUGCUUAUCUACCAGACCCUGUGCUACACCCAUGAUGACCUGAGGAACGUGGACGUGGGUGACUUUGUGCUGAAGCCCUGUGGGCUGGAGGAGUUCCUACAGAACAAGCACGCCUUGGGCAGCCAUGAGUACAUCCAACACUGCUGCAAGUUUGACAUUGACAUUCGGCUGCAGCUGAUGGAGCAGAAGGUCGUGCGCAGUGACCUGGCCCGGACGGUGAAUGAUGACCAGAGCCCCUCCACCUUGAACUACCUCGUCCAUCUCCAAGAGAGGCCCGUCAAGCAGACCAUCAGCAGGCAGGCCCUGAGUCUUCUGUUUGACACUUACCACAAUGAGGUGGAUGCCUUCCUGCUGGCUGACGGGGACUUCCCGCUGAAGGCUGACAGGGUGGUCCAGUCCGUCAAGGCCAUCUGCAACGCCCUGGCCGCUGUGGAAACCCCUGAGAUCACCAAUGCUCUCAACCAGCUGCCCCCCUGCCCCUCCCGCAUGCAACCUAAAAUUCAGAAGGAUCCCAGCGUCUUGGCUGUGAGGGAAAACCGAGAGAAGGUCGUGGAAGCCCUGACCGCUGCCAUCUUGGACCUGGUGGAGCUGUACUGCAACACAUUCAACGCAGACUUCCAGACGGCAGUACCCGGAAGCUGCAAGCAUGACCUGGUCCAGGAGGCCUACCAUUUCUCCGGGGCCCUGGCCUUCACUGUCUAUGCCACUCAUCGUAUCCCCAUCACCUGGGCCACCAGCUAUGAAGAUUUCUACCUCUCCUGCUCCCUCAGCCAUGGUGGCAAGGAGCUGUGCAGCCCCCUGCAGACCCGAAGAGCCCACUUCUCCAAGUACCUCUUCCACCUCAUCAUCUGGGACCAGCAGAUCUGCUUCCCGGUGCAGGUGAACCGGCUGCCUCGGGAGACUCUGCUGUGUGCCACUCUGUAUGCUCUGCCCAUCCCCCCACCGGGGAGCUCCUCGGAGGCCAAUAAACAGCGGAGGGUGCCCGAAGCCUUGGGCUGGGUCACUACCCCACUCUUCAACUUCAGGCAGGUUCUGACCUGUGGCCGGAAGCUUCUGGGUCUGUGGCCAGCAACACAGGAAAGCCCUAGUGCCCGUUGGAGUGCACCGAACUUCCACCAGCCAGACAGCGUCAUCCUGCAGAUUGACUUCCCCACCUCGGCCUUUGACAUCAAGUUCACCAGCCCCGCUGGAGACAAGUUCAGCCCCCGCUAUGAGUUUGGCAGCCUCCGGGAAGAAGACCAGCGCAAGCUUAAAGACAUCAUGCAGAAGGAGUCCCUGUACUGGCUCACUGAUGCUGACAAGAAGCGCCUUUGGGAGAAGCGAUAUUACUGCCACUCGGAGGUGAGCUCACUCCCCCUGGUGCUCGCCAGCGCCCCCAGCUGGGAGUGGGCUUGCCUGCCCGACAUCUAUGCUCUCCUGAAGCAGUGGACCCACAUGAACCACCAGGAUGCCCUGGGGCUCCUGCAUGCCACCUUCCCGGACCAGGAGGUGCGUCGUAUGGCUGUGCAGUGGAUUGGCUCACUCUCAGAUGCCGAGCUGCUGGACUACCUGCCCCAGCUGGUACAGGCCCUAAAGUACGAGUGCUACCUGGACAGCCCGUUGGUGCGCUUCCUCCUGAAACGAGCUGUGUCCGACUUGAGAGUGACUCACUACUUCUUCUGGUUGCUGAAGGACGGCCUCAAGGACUCUCAGUUCAGCAUCCGCUACCAGUAUCUGCUGGCAGCCUUACUGUGCUGCUGUGGCAAGGGGCUCAGAGAAGAGUUUAACCGCCAGUGCUGGCUUGUCAACGCCCUGGCCAAACUGGCCCAGCAGGUCCGGGAGGCAGCCCCAUCGGCAAGGCAGGGAAUCCUCCGCACGGGCCUGGAGGAGGUGAGGCAGUUCUUUAUCCUCAAUGGCUCGUGCCGUCUGCCGCUCAGCCCCAGUCUGCUGGUUAAGGGAAUCGUGCCCAGGGACUGUUCCUACUUCAACUCCAAUGCUGUCCCCCUCAAACUCUCCUUCCAAAAUGUGGAUCCCCUGGGUGAGAACGUCCGUGUCAUCUUCAAGUGUGGGGACGACCUUCGCCAGGACAUGCUAACGCUGCAGAUGAUUCGCAUCAUGAGCAAGAUCUGGGUCCAGGAGGGGCUGGACAUGCGCAUGGUCAUCUUCCGCUGCUUCUCCACUGGCCGGGGCAGAGGGAUGGUGGAGAUGAUCCCUAAUGCCGAGACCCUACGUAAGAUCCAGGUGGAGCAUGGGGUGACCGGCUCGUUCAAGGACCGGCCCCUGGCAGACUGGCUGCAGAAACACAACCCUGCGGAGGACGAGUAUGAGAAGGCUGUGGAGAACUUUAUCUACUCCUGUGCUGGCUGCUGCGUGGCCACGUACGUCUUGGGCAUCUGUGACCGACAUAAUGACAACAUCAUGCUGAAGACCACUGGUCACAUGUUCCACAUUGAUUUUGGCCGCUUCCUGGGCCAUGCCCAGAUGUUUGGCAACAUCAAGCGGGACCGUGCCCCCUUUGUCUUCACCUCGGACAUGGCGUAUGUCAUCAACGGGGGUGACAAGCCUUCCAGCCGCUUCCAUGAUUUUGUUGACCUUUGCUGCCAAGCCUACAACCUCAUUCGCAAGCAUACCCACCUCUUCCUCAACCUUCUGGGCCUGAUGUUGUCCUGUGGGAUCCCUGAGCUCUCAGACCUGGAAGACCUCAAGUAUGUGUAUGAUGCCCUGAGGCCUCAGGACACAGAGGCGAAUGCCACUACGUACUUCACUAGGUUGAUUGAGUCCAGCCUGGGCAGUGUAGCCACAAAGCUCAAUUUUUUCAUCCAUAAUCUGGCUCAGAUGAAGUUCACGGGCUCAGAUGACCGGCUGACCCUCUCCUUUGCCUCCCGAACACACACUCUCAAGAGCUCUGGCCGCAUCACGGAUGUCUUCCUCUGCCGCCAUGAGAAGAUCUUCCACCCCAGCAAAGGCUAUAUAUACGUGGUAAAGGUGAUGCGAGAGAAUGCUCACGAGGCCACCUAUAUCCAGCGGACCUUUGAGGAGUUCCAGGAAUUGCACAAUAAGCUGCGGCUGUUCUUCCCUUCUUCCCACUUGCCCAGCUUCCCUAGUCGCUUCGUGAUUGGCCGCUCGCGGGGAGAGGCGGUGGCCGAGCGGCGGAGGGAGGAGCUAAACGGCUACAUCUGGCACUUGAUCCACGCAACCCCCGAGGUGGCCGAGUGUGAUUUGGUGUACACCUUCUUCCACCUGCUGCCCCGGGAUGAGAAGGCUAUGGGCACCAGCCCAGCUCCUAAGUCCUCAGAUGGCACAUGGGCCCGGCCCGUCGGAAAGGUGGGAGGGGAGGUGAAGCUGUCCAUCUCCUACAAAAACAAUAAGCUCUUCAUCAUGGUGAUGCAUAUUCGGGGCUUGCAGCUGCUCCAGGAUGGAAAUGACCCUGACCCCUAUGUGAAAAUUUACCUCCUUCCUGACCCUCAAAAAACCACUAAGAGGAAAACCAAAGUGGCCCGGAAAACCUGCAACCCUACCUACAAUGAGAUGUUGGUGUAUGAUGGGAUUCCCAAGGGAGACCUGCAGCAGCGGGAGCUCCAGCUGAGCGUGCUGAGUGAGCAGGGAUUCUGGGAGAACGUCCUUCUCGGUGAGGUACACAUCCGCCUACGAGAGCUGGACCUGGCUCAGGAGAAGACUGGCUGGUUCGCACUGGGAUCUCGAAGUCAUGGCACCUUGUGAGCCCAGCAGAGCUACCGCCCAGAUCCUAGGCUGGUGGCGGGAGCUGGGAGAGAGGACUCUCUCCUGCGAGACUCUUCCUUGUGAAGGGCAGGGGCCCUGGGUGGGCCUCUGGCUUGGUCCAGGUGAUUCUGGCCCCCGUGGUAGGAGUCAGGGAGAGUAAGACGCUCUCUGCUGUCUCUUCGUCUGCAGACUGAACGUGGGUUGGUUGUGAUGAGCAGCCCCUUGGGAGGCUGUGAGGUUGCAGCAAAGUUUUAAGUUUACCUUGUGUCAAGGGAGCAAUGCCUGGUUUGGGGAGUAUGUGGGGUGGGCUGUAUGAAGUAGCAUUUCAGGGGCGGGUGGGUGGAUAUCUUUAUUUUUAAAAAAUGAAAUAGUGAUGUUGUCCUAACUGGGACAGGAAGCCUUGCGAGAAGGGACAUAUCUAUGCCUCAGAAGGCAAGAGAGGAAGACUGUUUGGACUUUUUGUAUGAUAAGGUUCUUAUUGGACUUUUCCCUAGAUUUUUGGUGGUGUUUUGUUUUCUAGCUAUAGGAACGAUUUGGGGAGGGGCCCAGUGGGUCCUCGGUCAGAGCUCUCCCUCUCUAAGGGCAGGUUGGGGAGGGUAGGGAGGGCUGCCUGUGCUGGACUGAGGCCUCUGCCACUGGGCCUUUCUGAUUUUGCCUCCAAAGGAGAGCACUGUGAUACCUACACGUGUAAGGAAGGGCCUUCCGUAUUGGGGUUCCGCCAAGGACCCAUAUUCAGGGACCCAUGCUCUUUUGGGGGGACUUUUCCUCUUACCUUCCGUACUUUAUUAGGACUUGCCCUGAAUACCAUCUUCUCCCCCUUGCUCCUCCAUUCUCCUGGCCCUUCUGGGGGUCUGCUGGUCUCUAUGAAAAUGCUGGGGGUGCUCCCCCAUAGGUCUCUCCCUUCAUUUCUCUCUGGUGGGACAAAAUACUGCCUGAGUCCUUAGAUGUAGUUUCACUCAAGAGCAUCUUGGCCCUGGGAAGAGCUCCCUGGGCUGCGGAUGCCGCUGUGACUGCUCGCUCGGUGGCCUCUGGAAAGCAUUCCCCAUCCAUCACUGCCCACUUCCUUCUGCUCUGCUGCUUCCCUCUGGAGCUCCAUUUCUGUCACCCUUUUAUAAGACUUUUCCUCAUUCUGUGGGGCCAUAAACCUAUUUAGUCUGGAGCCAAAGGAAUGCCCUAUCUGAAGGAAAGGGGCAUGGGGUGGGGUGGGGGAUUCCAUCAAAACUGUUUUUUUUUUUUUUUCCCCCAUGAUUUUCUUUGGUCUGUAGGAGGCUGGAUUGGAGUGAUGAUUAUUCCCCUGGAGCUAAGCUCAGGAGCCCGAAGGGAGAGACAGAGUCUCUUAUCUCUUCAUAUUCUUUUUUUUUUUUUUUUUUUUUUUGAGAUGGAGUUUCGCUCUUGUUACCCAGGCUGGAGUGCAAUGGCGCGAUCUCGGCUCACUGCAACCUCCGCCUCCUGGGUUCAGGCAAUUGUCCUGCCUCAGCCUCCUGAGUAGCUGGGAUUACAGGCACGUGCCACCAUGCCCAGCUAAUUUUUUGUAUUUUUAGUAGAGACGGGGUUUCACCGUGUUGACCAGGUUGGUCUCGAUCUCUCGACCUUGUGAUCCACCCGCCUCGGCCUCCCAAAGUGCUGGGAUUACAGGCUUGAGCCAUGGCGCCCGGCUCUCUUCAUAUUCUUUAUUCCCUACCAGAUGGAUUUUAUGAUUACUCUUUUGUGUUUCACUCCAAAGGGUUGUCUUCCUUGCCAAAAAGAGGGAGGGACUUUGAAUUUGAUAUUAACUUUUAAAACCAGAGUUGGCUGGAUGUUUCCCGUGAUUGGGAAAAGAGUGAAAUGAGGAGGUUCUUGUUCUGUAAACUGUCCCUCCCUAAUUCAAAGGAUCAGAAACUCCCUGUUCUGCUGACUCAUUCCAUAAUGGGAGAAAGAAGCUCCAUUGACUGAAGCCACAGGGCAGCAUGGAAGUUUAACUUUUCUCUAAAAUUAAAAUGCCGAGAAUAAAGCUGGCUGCUUCCGGGAGGGGGAAGGGGAGUGGAGAGCAGGUGGUGAAACUUUUCCAGAUGAAUGGACCAUAAAUGUGUUACUGGCUUUGUGCCUGUAGCUCAUUUUAUUAUGACCCUGUAUGCUCCUGAUUUAAAGAGAUCUGUGUACUGUUUACUUCCCACUUCCCAGAAUCCCUUGUAUCUCCUUUCUUGGGAAUUGUAUUUUCUAAUAAAUGCCAUUUGAGAAAAAAA